Messenger RNA from Aspergillus ibericus CBS 121593, 1909 nucleotides. RefSeq names its product GATA-type sexual development transcription factor NsdD (gene nsdD). Lineage: Eukaryota; Fungi; Ascomycota; Eurotiomycetes; Eurotiales; Aspergillaceae. The coding region runs from base 329 to 1828 and encodes 499 amino acids. Gene Ontology annotation, biological process: regulation of DNA-templated transcription. The transcript has 4 exons. The record is from RefSeq and is a predicted model, not a curated record. Gene Ontology annotation, molecular function: zinc ion binding; sequence-specific DNA binding.
CACGAAUAAUUGUCCCGGUAUUCCUACUCACAAGGAGAUCCUAUAAAUCUGGGUAUUUUGGGGAAAAGAAAGCGGGCGAACACAAGGACCGGUAACGCGUGUCAGUACUCCGCACCCGAUACGGUUGUCCCUCUCGCUUUCGAGUGUUUUUUGUACUUCGCCGCUUUCACCGUGAACGCUCGAUCGACUUUCUAGUACAGUGCGAUCUCGCUGUCUAUCGAGGUAGUGCAGACGGUGUCAAUCUAUUAGCGGGACGGUUGCGACUGGCAUUGCAUGAGGCUGAUAGUAGUUUUCUAAUAAUUCAUUUGAGUUAAAAAUUGCUGGCGUGAUGGGGUCGUUAGAGGCUGAGCACAGACACAGGGAACAUCUACCAGCACUUGGAUUUCUUGGUAAAGACGGGCCUGGAUACGCUCCUAAGCACCCCGCUAUUGCAACAGCACCUACAUCCUCCCCAACACCACUUAUGAGUCCAACAACCAUGUAUCCCGGCCAACCUUUGCCUCUUACCUACUCAGCAUCGACUGGCGCGGUUCCUCUGCAGGCUGGGUAUAUAUCGCCUCCGGAUUCGCGACGCGCACUUGAUGAGGAGAAGGAGAAGCAGCAGCCACAGCCUCAGAGGCAGUCACUUCCGUCCAUCCAUGAGGCUCUAGGGAAUGACAACCAUCUACCAUAUCCUGCACCCUCCCCAGCCCCUCCACAACAAACUCAUCACGUACCGCCUCAUUCCUUACCUUCCAACAUUGUUGGACGGUCAGGUACUGAGGGGCCUCCAGGGCCUCCAAAUCCUUUCUCGAAUGGAGCAUCAACCGGUUCCUUCAUAAGAGAGUCUGCUUUUACCCAUCAGCCGCAAUUGCAACCGGAGGCCUCAAGGUCAAGCUUGGCAUCGAUCAACACUCAAGACUCGAGAAACGCGUCGUUGCAAUCGCUCAGUUCCGGAAAGUCGCCUACUCAAAGCACAAAAACUGGCAAUACUUCGAUUUCCGGCUCCCAGCUUGGUUCCGGCUACGAGUACAGUGCGCCUCCCUCCGCUGGUAGUGUAGCCUCACCCAAUGGUUAUGGCGCGUUUUCGCAACCGUUUCCAUUCCAGUCACAACCCCCACCAAGUGCGCCGGCAUAUCCAUCUGCUUCUUACGACGCUCGACCAUUUAUGGGGGCAUCGUGGAAGCCCGGUGUCCCAGAAACCGCUCGUGUGGACGCAACCCGGCCUCCCAUUGCGGGACAGCCCCAAAGCGAUUCUGUCAAACGCCAUCUGGAUAUUUUUGAUGUGGAGACAUCCCUGAAUGAGAUUGCCGAAAUUAGCGCGAGAACUACGGAUUUUUCGAGGAUUUACGCGGCAAGGGCGCACCAAACCCAGCGUUCUGGCCCUAUAUUGGGUUCUUUGCCCUCGCUACAUGAAGUUGAGGAGAUGCUCGGCUUGCAGCGUCGUAAUCAGGAUGCGUUGAUGCGUAUACGAACAGCCGUCCUUAACCAGGAGCAUGCCAUAGCGGAGCAGAUGGCACAAAGGAAGGCCUUUAAAGCCGGUGGGGCACACGACGAUGUGCACAUGGCGAUGUACCAGGAGGAUUAUAAGGGCAGCGGCGGGUUUGCCGGCGCAGAUUCGAAAAAACGACGAGGGAAAGCUGCCCCUCCCGGUCGUUGCCACAGUUGCAACCGAGCCGAAACCCCGGAAUGGCGCCGUGGUCCCGAUGGUGCCCGGACUUUGUGCAAUGCCUGUGGCUUGCACUAUGCGAAAUUAACGCGCAAAAUGGGUGCGAACAAGGCAUCAUCUUUGGGUUCAAACUUAAAACCCAAGACUGCCCUUGACUCCGCAUCACCAAAUAGCCAUUGACAUGUUAGCCUGUUCAUUUAUGUGGCGUUGGAAACGGCCUGGGAUUAGAAGUGCAGGCGUUUUGAGUCCUGUUUCCACUUU